Molecule: messenger RNA, 4110 nt
Organism: Notothenia coriiceps (black rockcod)
Lineage: Eukaryota; Metazoa; Chordata; Actinopteri; Perciformes; Nototheniidae
Gene: arfip2b
Product: ADP-ribosylation factor interacting protein 2b
Exons: 10
Coding region: 300-1451 (383 amino acids)
Biological process (GO): intracellular protein transport; regulation of Arp2/3 complex-mediated actin nucleation
Cellular component (GO): trans-Golgi network membrane
Molecular function (GO): protein domain specific binding; phospholipid binding
Source: RefSeq, a predicted model, not a curated record
UCGUCAGUUCCGUAAAGCGUUGCUCCUGGCUUCAUUAAAAAAAAGGGAAGAAGAUAGAGGAUUAUUUACGAAGAGUCAGGAGACAGGCACAGUGAAAACAAGGCUUUUACUGGCUAUAUUAGUGAAAUAUUCCUAAACAAGAGCGCUGCAUUGUUUGUGUUUUCCUCGGACUGAUAAAAGACACACCAGUCUCCUGUAAGCCGCAUGAACUGGGAUGCACUGCUGUUAGCCUGUUAUUAGCUUGCUGGCUAGCUUCACGAACUGCACUGUUUUUACCCCGGGACCAAGCGUAGUGCAUUAUGACAGACAGCAUUAUGAGUAAAGCUGCCACAAUGGAGAUUCCUAUCAACAGUAAUGGAGACACAGGGACACUUCCAGAAGAUGACAGCCUUGAACAGGCUGCAAAUCUGCAGUGGAGCUUAGAUGAGCAGGUAGGGAGCUCCAGAGGCACCAGGGACCUACAGCAGGUGAUGGUAUCGGGCCCCAACCUCAAUGAGACCAGCAUUGUUUCUGGAGGUUAUGGAGGAACAGCAGAGGGAAUCAUCUCCACCAGCUCAAUCAAAGGCCCUGGUGUGCGCUACAAUGCAGAGUUUAACAAAAGGAUCUCAGUUGAAGGAAUAGGUUCCAACAUGCACCACAGCAGCAGCAGCAGCUCGUCCAUGACUGCAGAGGAAGCGUCCCGCGGUGUGGCUGUGGAGAAAAUAGAAACGGUGAAGAAGUGGGGUCUCAACACUUACAAGUGUACGAAGCAAAUGAUCUCGGAGCGUUUUGGUCGAGGUUCCCGGACUGUGGACCUGGAGCUGGAGGCCCAGAUUGAAGUGCUGAGAGACACUAAAAAGAAAUAUGAGAAUGUGCUGCGAUUGGCCAGAGCGCUGACCAAUCACUUCUACAACAUGGUGCAGACGCAGCAUGCGCUUGGGGACACCUUUGCUGACCUCAGUCAGAAAUCUCCAGAGCUGCGGGAUGAGUUUGGCUACAACGCAGAGACUCAGAAGCUGCUGUGUAAGAACGGGGAGACUCUGCUUGGUGCCGUUAACUUCUUUGUGUCCAGCAUCAACACACUGGUCAACAAGACCAUGGAGGACUCCCUGAUGACGAUCAAGAUGUAUGAAGGUGCCAGACUGGAGUUUGAUGCCUACCGGUCAGACCUGGAGGAACUGAGUCUGGGUCCAAAAGACGCUGUAGCCAUGGCCCGCAUAGAUGCUGCUCAGCAACAGUACCAGGUCCAGAAGGACAAGUAUGAACGCCUCCGCUCGGACGUCAUCAUUAAACUCAAGUUCCUGGAGGAGAAUAAGGUGAAGGUGAUGCAUAAGCAGCUCCUCCUCUUCCAUAAUGCCAUAUCUGCAUACUUUGCUGGCAACCAGCAGCAGCUGGAGCAGACGCUGAAGCAGUUCAACAUAAAGCUGAGGCCUCCAGGGGCCGACAAGCCCUCCUGGUUAGAGGAGCAGUGAGAGGUUCUGCGGGACCUCCUUGCUGCCUCCUCCUCCUCCACCUGUUACCUGUUGAAACCCCCCAACUUACAGAGGACCACUACAGAGGGAAACACAUACUUGGAUGGAUGAAGAUAUGAGAUGAGUGUAUGGCAGGACGAUUGGACUGAUGGAUUGCAGGGUAUUAUUGAUGGGAUAAAUGCACCAGGAAUCCAAGUGGCCAGUUUCAGAAACAGUCAGGGGGCUUUUAGUGCCUCUUCCCAACUUCCUUAUUUCCACUCUAACCUUCUCUUUGUGCCCAAAAGAACUGUUCAUCUCUUCCUUCCCUCUCCCCUAUUCAACACUAUAUUGCUGUGUGAGCUUGUGUUAGUCAUGUUCACGGCCAUUAUUUUACUUCUCAACUGCUACCAGUGCUUGGACUUAAACUUCAACCCAACAACGUAAUGGCUACUGAGACAGAUGACUGAAGGAAAAACAUGAUAAACCAUUCAUACACACUUGGAUGUAACCAGACACUUCAUCAAAACUCUUCCAGACCUUAUCACUCUCAUUGUGUGCCUCCUUAUAUAUGAGCGUGUGUGCUUAAUCAACAUGUGGCCUACAGGAAGAAAGAUAAGUUCAGAAAAAUAUUCAAUCUACACAUGCAGAGGAUUUGAACUGGAAAGGAAUGUGCAGAUAUUUCAAAUCAAUGUACAUUUCAAAUGACGUAUUAUUUCACUUUUGAAAUAAAUAGUACAUGCUUUUGGUAGCUUACCGUAUACAGAGAAAUGCAGUGUUUAGUUUUGCUUAAUUUAACUGUACUCUUUAUUUUGUACUGAUUCUGGUUUUAGUCGGCUUCUAUGUCAUAUGAAGAGCAGUUAACUGUCAGGGCAAUGCGUGCUGAUGCUUUAGAUUGUAAUACUGUACGCAGCCUAACUAUCAGUAAUGCUGCAGAUUUCAAUCUUAACUUUGACUUCAGCUCGUAUAUAUGCAACAAUCAUUUAAGAAAGACUGCCACAGCUUCCCAAAGUUAUACCGGUUGGGGUCUUUACUAAUUGUAUUUUAUUUACCCAAAGAGAAUUUAGAAAUAUGUUUACGGGACCCUAUGUUUUCAUUGUUUUUAGGCAACAUUGGUUGGUAAAGUAUCUCUAUAGGCAGAGGAGGCUUUGACUGACAGUUGAACUAUGAACGAUGGCAGUUAAGAUCCAACAAACUCAAAUGGAUUUACUCCAUUAUUUAAUUGUUAAUAAGGACUGUAUUUAAUAGGAAUUAACUACAUCUUUUGUUCUCACAUUGCAAUGUUUUUUUGUCUUACGUUUUUUUUGUCUUUUUAAAGGACACAAUUGGCAUCGUUGGUCAUAUCUUUCAGCCUCCCUACAUCAGAGUAUAUUUCUCACACUGAAGAUUGCUGUUGCUCUCUAAUAUUACUAAUCCUAAUAUUUCAACAUCAUUUUAGUUGUUUGUAAAAGGGAUAACACUAGUGAUUCAUCAUUUGUCUCUAUUAACUUAAACAUCGUUGUAGAAUGGAAGUAAACAAUCAUCUGUUGUUGACAAUUAGGAGAAGGUUUCACUACAGAAUAUCAGCAUGGUACUAUAUUAUGUGAUGUACUUUUUAUGCGUCACUGUAUUUAUUAUGCUGAUUGUACGUGUUGGAAUUAACAUAUUUGUACACUGACAUUUCUGGUUCAUGCUAAUUACUCAAUUCACGAGUAUGGCGUCUUGCAGAUGAACACUAACGUGAACACAUUCCUCAGGCUAACCAUAUCUGUAAUUGAUUUACUCCAAAAAGAUAUUCUAAACUAUCUGAUUGAAAGGAGUUUAGUUUGCCUUUGUCAAACCUGUGAAGUCAAAUGAAGAUAAUCUGGUAUAAUAAAUGUUUUCACCAUGCUGAAUUGAACUCUUAAUCAGUUGAUUUUUUUUUUUCCUCCAGCAUCUUGUCUCUGUAUUUGCAUGGCAGGCAGUAAUCCAAAGUGCAGGUGCAGAUAUGUGUCGAUGCACCGAUGCUCUCUGGGCCUUCUGCUGGGCAGCUUACAUGGACUGGGAUAACGCCAUGCCAUGCUGGUUGUUGAUUAUGUUGAAACUGGCUGAAUCCAAAAUGUGGAUUUGCACUGUUCAGGACAAUUAUUAACAGGAGGUGUUAAUUUUUCCAUGAAAAGCAGAUAUCAAAAAAUGUCUAGAAUUCUUUGGCUUCUGAAUUUGUAUGUUGCAGUGUGUACGUUUGGUGUAUUUAUCUGGCUGAAAUAAUAGCUCAAUGAGACCUUGGCCUCUCUUACGACUGAAAAUUACAGUUCCACUUGGUCCCCUGGACUGUUUGACCAUCACACAGCAAUACUAACAUGUGACUCCCCUUUGAAAUUCCUAACCCUAACACCAAAAUGAAUGGCAAUAGGAUUUGUUUGUGUUGUUGUAUAGUUGCACCUCCAGUAAAUUCAAACAAGGGUGAGAACUAUUUAAAGUCACUCUUACUAGCAGUCUUUAGAUGCAGAGAGAACCAAGAUUUAUAAAAUGAGAUAUUUUAUUUGUGUACAAUCAAUAUUUUCUAGGCUGAGCUGGUGUAUUGUACUGUAUGAAUGAUUGCAGAUAAUGGUAUUUAAGAUGAUAAAUGAAGUUGUUGAUGUGAUACUCUGCCUUCAUUCCUCUCUCAGACCUGAACAAUCCCACCCUACCCCGAGGGAAAAAAAUAAAAGUACACAUUUUCAAA